CAACAAGUAUUUUUUACCUUUUAUCAUUAAUAAUAGAAUAGUUUUAUCUGUGUUUACAUUUUAUUGACCUCAUAAAAUUUUCGCAAUCGGAAAAUCGAGAAGUUUGUCCCAGUGAUAACUUUUAUGUGAAAAUAAUGUCAAUGGGUUAUGAAGAUUCUUGUGAUUGGUCAUGUCUACCUACUUGUGCUUAUAUUGUGCUGGAAAGAAUCGGCGGUGGCGAAUUUUAUAUGAUGAAAUUUGAAACUAUUGACGAGAGGUUGGAGGAUAUUUAUGAAUAUUUCGAUAAGAAAAAGCCAAUCAAACACAAGAUCAAAGAUCAAGAUAAAUGUGUCUCAUUGAUAAAAUACUAUGGAAGCCAAAAGAAUUGUGCAAAUGCUUUGAAGAUAUUUCAACUACAUCGAAAGGAGAAUUCCGAUUCGAUUGGCUUGAUUGAAAAGAAACUGCCGGAACCUGACAACCUAAAAGAGGAAGUAACAUUGGUGGACUUGACAGAAGUCGAAAGUCAGAGGCUUGAAAGACAUUUUUCAGAAUCGUUUGAGGCACUGAAUAGUAAACUCGAAGAAGUUAGUCAAACUGUCAGAGAUAUUGUCACGGAGAUACACAGGAUCCUGUCAAGAAUUGAGAAAAUAGAGUGUAACCAGUCGUCAAAAAAUACGUUCAGUGACACUUCGGGCAAUCAAAUAUCAGCCCAGUCGAUUUUCAAUUCUAUCGAGCAGUAUUUAUCUGACUUAAUACAAUCGAAAAUGAAUUGCCGUGGAUUUAAUUUUGCUGAAAAGCGUAAGAGAAAGAUAGAGGAUGAAGAAGUUUCGUCCAAAAAACAAAUGAUAACUGCCAAUGGAAAUACUCAACAGACCAGAUCACCUCAUCAAUUGACAAGUGAACAAGUAGAAGGCACUCAAAUUCACCAUGACAACGACAAUGAAACAAGUCCAACUCAACCAGAAUGUACAAAUGACGAGGAUCCACACCAAUCACCUUCUCGUUCGUCUUCUGGUUCGCGUUCUCGUUCGGCUUCUGGUUCGCGUUCUGGUUCGUCCUCUGGUUCGUCUUCUGGUUCGCGUUCUCGUUCGGCUUCUAGUUCAUCAUCUGAUAACUGAUCUAAAGACUUUACAACGAAUCUAAUUAAUAAAAUUUCUUUCCAAUGUGUGAAUUGUAAGCCGAACGCAGUCUUACCAUCUUGACUCAAAUUAUCCCAAGUGAUAUUAAUAAGCUUGUGUUGGACUCAAAGCAAAUAAUUAAAUCAAGAAUAAUAAUUGAAAAAUGAGAGAAACUAUUAAUAGAUCAAUAUAUUGAAAUUUCGCGCAUCUAACACCCGAUUAUUAAAAGAAUCGAGGCUUAUUAGUCACUAAAAACUCGAAGGGUCGCCUCAGGUCUUAUUUUUUCGUGGCACUUUUCACCUAUUUGAGAUCCUCAUAUCAGUUGCUGACCAAUAAGGCCAAUUUUAUCAUUCUUUUUUCAUCCAUCUUUGAAUUUCGACCUUUAUUUCAUUUUUACUCCGCAUCGAAAGCGAUAAAGACCAUUGGUUUUUUUUCAAUCGAUUUUUGGACUCAUUUGAAAAGCAAUUUGAUUAUUUUUAUUAAAAAACUAAACAACUUUUCAACUCCAAUAUAAAGAUUUUACCAUAUUCUAAGUAUGGUAUCAUAUUAAUAAUUGAUAAUUACAGUAUAGUAGAGAUAAAAAGAGCGAUUUAUAAACAUAGUGACCUUCGAAAUUACGAUAAAAAACAAACAUCGAAAAUAAAUAUCGAGCAUGUCGAUAGAUUUGUAUUUCGCGCUUUUUCUUAGAUCUUUUUAAAUGAAAGUUUAUUAUUGUUGUGAAUGAAAUCGGGUUCAAAUUGUUUGUUUGUUAAACAAAUUUUGUUUCUCUUUUUUAAUUAGGUUUUUUUAAACCGAAAUGCCAUCUCAAGGGAAUCCAAGCAUCAAUGGACAAGGAAAACAAAUCAAUUGUGAUUGGUCAUUACCAUUAUCAUCUGCGUUUUUAGUUAUGCAAGAAAUUUGUGAUGGUCCUUUUUAUAUCGAGAAGGCUGACCAGGUAUCGGACAAUGGCCCAAGUUUGUUUUUUACGUUUCGAGAGAAGAAUUUAAUUAGCUACAAGAAGGAGAGGAAAGAAUUGGCUUCAUUCAUAAAACACUAUGGUAGUGAAAAUGAUUGUAAAAAAGUGUUGAAUGGACUCAAUCAAUCUCGUCUUGUGAAACCAGAACCUAAACCUCAGUUGACAAUCACCCCUAAGGAAACUUCCGACGGUCACUUACCUGGUCCUGUGACAAGUAUCGGUCAAAGUGUCGCAAAUGUACAACAAACUUGUAAAUUAUUUGAACCAAGUGCAACAAAACCCCAAAUAACAACAAACAAUCAAAGCAAUUCCAAGCUGAAGAACAAGAAACAAACCAAUGUAAAUUGCGAAUCCCUUAGAUUCAAAUUUGAUCGUCACAUUAGAAACGCUCGUCAACGGUGGAUUAAUUAUCCUGAAUCGCUGCUGAUAGAAGAAGAAAAAUCUGAGAAGAUAAAAGAAAUAUUAACGUCCAAAACGACCAAUAUUACAACAAUAGUCAAUCGAUUGGCUGAUAUUCUGAUUGGUGAAGAUCAACUCGCAGAUAAUUUUCUGAAGAUGGACAAAAGUUUGGAUAAACCUCGACAAGAGAUCUUGGAUUUGGAAGAUCAGAAGAGAUUAAAGAAAAUUCUGAAGUUAAUUCAUCCGAGUAUUUUUGUGGAACAACAGUAUUUCCGAAUGAUAAAGAACAAAAUCAAUUCGCAUGGACGUCAUCUCGCUGGAAAACUUAAAAAAAGUAAAGAUGAAAAUCUUUUGUCCACAGAACAAAAACUCGAAGCUUGAAAAAGUUUCACCUAUUAAAUUAAUAUUCUAAGACAAACUCAGAUUCAUUCUGAUUGUAACUGUCAAUUAAUCAGCUAAUCAAAUAAAGUAAUAUUUGUGAUCAUGA
This is a messenger RNA of Panonychus citri (citrus red mite), 2938 nucleotides long. RefSeq lists its product as uncharacterized. The transcript has 4 exons. Lineage: Eukaryota; Metazoa; Arthropoda; Arachnida; Trombidiformes; Tetranychidae. The record is from RefSeq and is a predicted model, not a curated record. The coding region runs from base 135 to 1097 and encodes 320 amino acids.